CUCGAAAUUUCAACCAGGCGAUUUCGCCGCCUGUCCGUCUCAGUCAGGGCGUCUCGGGACGUUCGCACGGCGCUCCUCUCACUGAGCGACCUAUGCAUCUUCGAUUGCGAGAUAUGACGUACUAAGCUGAGGUAGUACGGCCAUGCAUCAUCGUGCCAGAUCGUGUACGCCCGUCUUCUUUGAUGGGAGCAACCUCUCAAGCUCAACAAGUAGCUAGCUCCGACACCUUGCAGCUGCCCAUCCCGUGUCUUGCCCAGAGCUCGCAGGAUUCUUCAAUCACUCACGAUGCUACUUUGGGUCCAACUGCUCGUCGGGCUCUAUGUGGCGCUCGCCAUCGCCGCGUCGGCAGUGAGCGUGCGCCAGCUCUAUCGUCGCCCACGCCCAGACGCCAUCUUCCAGUUCCGAUCGACGCUGGCGUAUGCGUGCCAGCUCCUUCUGCGCGCCUUCGCGGCCGCCCGCUUCAUCCUCGUCGUCGUCGCACAGCCGCUCGUCUACGAGUACGCCACGUGGAGCUUUGGCAUUCAAGGCGUCUACUUUGUGUGCGCCACGAUCUAUCAAGUCGCGCACCACUGGGCGCGGUACGAACCCGUGCUCUUCCACCGCGAUAGCUACGUGCUCAAUACGCUCUUGGACAUGAGCUGUGCGAGUGUGGUGCCAGCACUGCUCGCGUUCGCCACGUCAUCCAGCCGAUUGGACGGGCAGAACGUGGCGUUGCAUGGUGCAUCCUUCGUCGUGUACCUGCUCGAGUUUGUCGGCAACCACUUUGUCGUCCAGCGCCAAAGCCUCGGGCUCACGCUUCUGCUGCCGAGCGUCUACGUCGUCGUGCUCUGGCUGCACCAAGAUUCGACGCCAUCGAGAUGGCUCGACCUGUCGUUGCCCGGGGCUGCCAUUGGCCAUGCGUGUCUCUUUCUCAGCCAUGGGGUCGCCUUUGGCCUCUUCUAUGGCAUCUCGCUGCUCAAAGAAACAUACUUGCAUGGUCAGUGCCCGGUCGUGGUCAACCAAGGCCCGCCAAGAGCGCGAAAGCUCAGUUUUGUUUGAUUCCAAAUGUGUAGUGAAAAUGUGUUGGC
Molecule: messenger RNA, 1067 nt
Organism: Saprolegnia parasitica CBS 223.65
Lineage: Eukaryota; Oomycota; Saprolegniomycetes; Saprolegniales; Saprolegniaceae
Exons: 1
Coding region: 286-1038 (250 amino acids)
Source: RefSeq, a predicted model, not a curated record